Messenger RNA from Stegodyphus dumicola, 1562 nucleotides. It is a transcript of the gene Pgk, whose product is annotated as phosphoglycerate kinase. The record is from RefSeq and is a predicted model, not a curated record. Gene Ontology annotation, cellular component: cytosol. Gene Ontology annotation, molecular function: ADP binding; phosphoglycerate kinase activity; ATP binding. Gene Ontology annotation, biological process: glycolytic process; gluconeogenesis. NCBI's taxonomy places the organism in Eukaryota, Metazoa, Arthropoda, Arachnida, Araneae, Eresidae.
ACGGAGUUUGGUUUUCGUUAGAGGUCACCUCUCGUGGGAAACGCGGGUCGCACGUAGUGAAAUUUGAACGUUUGAAACCGGUGUUAAAAUUUGCAAGAGUACUUUUAAACAUUUUCUGAUAAUUUUAUAAAUUUAAAUUUAAUUUCUUUGACAUCUUAAAAUGGCUUUAAAUAAAUUAAGUAUUGAUGCUCUUGAUUUGAAAGGUAAACGCGUGUUAAUGAGGGUGGACUUCAAUGUACCAAUCAAAGAUGGAGUUAUUACAAAUAAUCAGAGAAUAGUAGCUGCUUUAGAUUCUAUAAAAUAUGCUUUGGACAAAGGAGCAAAAUCUCUUGUUUUAAUGAGCCAUUUGGGGCGGCCAGAUGGACAGCGUAAUGAGAAGUAUUCCUUAAAGCUUGUUGCUGAUGAAUUGAAAAAACUCCUUGGAAGGGAUGUUUUGUUUUUAUCUGACUGUGUUGGUUCCGAAGUUGAAGCAAAAUGUGCUGAUCCUCCUAGUGGAACCGUCAUUUUAUUGGAAAAUCUGCGAUUCCAUAUUGAAGAAGAAGGAAAAGGUAUUGAUGCUAGUGGAGCUAAGGUAAAAGCCAAACCAGAAGAUGUUGCUGCAUUUCGUGCUUCCUUAACAAAAUUGGGGGAUGUUUAUGUUAAUGAUGCAUUUGGCACUGCUCACCGGGCACACAGUUCUAUGGUUGGAGUUGAUCUUCCACAGAAAGCUUCAGGCUUUUUAAUGAAAAAGGAGCUGGAAUAUUUUGCCAAAGCUCUUCAUAAUCCUGUGCGACCAUUCCUUGCAAUUUUAGGAGGUGCAAAAGUUGCCGACAAAAUUCAGUUGAUUGAAAAUAUGCUGGACAAAGUGAAUGAGAUGAUAAUUGGAGGAGGAAUGGCUUUCACUUUCCUGAAGACUUUGAACAACAUGGAGAUUGGCAGUUCUUUGUAUGAUGAAGAGGGCUCAAAAAUCGUUGGGAAUCUCAUGGAAAAAGCUAAAAAGAAUGGUGUUCAGAUACAUCUUCCUGAGGAUUUUGUGACUGCUGAUAAAUUUGCUGAAGGUGCAGCAACUGGGACUGCAACUGUAGAAUCUGGUAUUCCAAAAGGAUACAUGGGAUUAGAUUGUGGACCAAAAAGUGUAGAACGUUUUUGUGCUGCUAUUGGUAGAGCGAAAACAAUUGUAUGGAAUGGGCCUGUAGGUGUUUUUGAAUGGGAUAACUUUGCCAAAGGUACAAAAGCUGUUAUGGAUAAGGUUGUAGAAGUUACAAAAUCUGGUGCAACGACGAUCAUUGGUGGUGGGGAUACUGCAACUUGUUGUGCCAAAUGGAAAACAGAAGACAAAGUCAGUCAUGUCAGCACUGGAGGAGGUGCAAGUUUAGAACUUUUGGAAGGUAAAACUUUGCCCGGAGUUGCUGCACUAUCUGAUGCCUAAAGUUUCUGGUGUUCUAGAAUAUUUUCAUGUUGAGUCUUUUCAAACUUUCCUAUGUGUAAAAUAACUAUCAUUACCACAAAAUAAAGAGAAUAUUUAUGUUCAGUAUUAUUCAUGUUGGUGUUUUAAAAAUAAAAUUUUGUUUUGCCUUUUUGCA